CGUGGGCGGUGCGAGAGUUGGUAGAAUGUCAACAACAUGCCGGGUGGUCAGGCGAAUGGAGGAGAGGUGGUGGAGGAGGAGAGGGACGCCAGGAACCCGGCUCGGGACUUCGUGACUUUGGUAUCCCGGCUCGCCGACGACAAUCUGAUGAACUUGAGUACCGGCGUGGCAGUGCUCGGCGUUAUUGCGAUAGCGAGGAGUAUCAGACUGGUCACUAAGUUCGGAGCUGUAUCUGAGAUCCCUGCACACUUCAUCGAGAAGAACGUCAGUCUUCGAGGGAGGAUACGCAAGAUAACAGAAAACGGACUGGAGGCGGAGCAUAUCCCAAUUUACGUCCCUGUCCUUUCUCCGCUGCUUUCAAGGCGUGCGCGUACUUCCUCAUUAGCGGUGCAUCUGGCAGGAGUGGAGCUGACGCCAGAGGGGAGGAUGUGGCUGGGGAAGCAGCUGGCCCCCACCCAAACAGUCUGGCUGAAACUGAUCAGCAGAGAGGAGAAUAUACUACACUGUCUGGUGUCCCACAGCAAGCAGGGGUCAGUGUGGCGCUACAGCGUGAAUGAGGAGGCGCUCCGGCUCGGUCUGGCGCGCACCGUGCCCAUCUGCGGACUCCCCCCUGGCUCUCGUCCCUAUUGGCGUCUCCACAAACGGUUGGCGCAGGCGGAGUUUAAAGCCGAGAAGAAAGGGCGUGGCCUGUGGAAGGAGGACUCGGUAUGGGAGAGGGCCUCAAGGAGUAUUCGGGACAACGCGCUGUUCAGAAUUCUGAGGAGGCUCUUCAAGAGGGCCAAAGCCACUAAAUGACUGAUCAGUAUGAUGGUGGGAAGUUUGUCGGUUCAGAGUUCAGGCCAAAAUGACUUGGACCCAAAUGACCCAAUGUGUUGUGUUAAUAAAUGGAAACACGUCUACUGCAUGAGCGGCCCAGGUCUGGUUCUGAACAUCCCUAAUUGGGAAAGUGCGGUCUUGAACAUUGUUAUAAUCUGUGUGAUGUUUGUCGGUGACAUUUUCAACCUCUGUGAAGACACUUAUCCAGUGGGAUACACGUCGGAAGACAAAGCUAAAAAGAAAUUGCACACAUGUACAGUACAGAGUAUGAACACACACACACAGUACACACAUACAGACACACACACACACAUAUUCUACA
This is a messenger RNA of Lampris incognitus (smalleye Pacific opah), 1138 nucleotides long. It is a transcript of the gene miso1, whose product is annotated as c18h3orf33 homolog (H. sapiens). Bases 37 to 795 code for a protein of 252 amino acids. NCBI's taxonomy places the organism in Eukaryota, Metazoa, Chordata, Actinopteri, Lampriformes, Lampridae. The record is from RefSeq and is a predicted model, not a curated record. The transcript is spliced from 5 exons.